Molecule: messenger RNA, 1350 nt
Organism: Synchytrium microbalum
Lineage: Eukaryota; Fungi; Chytridiomycota; Chytridiomycetes; Synchytriales; Synchytriaceae
Exons: 10
Coding region: 1-1350 (449 amino acids)
Biological process (GO): substituted mannan metabolic process
Molecular function (GO): mannan endo-1,4-beta-mannosidase activity
Source: RefSeq, a predicted model, not a curated record
AUGAGAGUAGAGCUCGGAGGAAGUCCAGCUUCUCGCGUCCAGCAACUAUUAGAACCCGAAACUGGAGUAUAUAUAGCUGUUUGGACCGACAGUUACCCCUACGUCAAUACGAGCUCGAACGACACUCCCAAACUUUUGAACGACCGUACUGGCAAGAAGUGGAGCUUAUGGCAUAUUGGUCAAAACAUUCCAGCCUUCUCUGCAAACUCAAACACUCCGAACGUUGAUACGACUGUAAACGAAACACUCCUGGAGUUGACCAACACUGAUGCUGGAAUCUUAUUGGACGUGUUUCCAUUCAACAAUGCCGGAACAAGCUACUCUGCAAUAUCGGCAAAUGAUAUUCAAGCUCUCGCAAACCAAUGUGCUGCCUACAACAAGAAGGGACGCAAGGUCUGGCUACGUUUAGCAUCCGAGAUGAAUGGAAACUGGUAUCCGUAUGCUCAGCAACCGGCAAGCUUUGUUCAACUUUGGAUCAAUGUGACUAAUGCUGUUCGAGCUGUCGCACCCUCGACGGCCAUGUUGUGGUCCCCACAGAUUCUGCCAAAUGGACAAUACUCUCUGAAUCCGGAUACGACUGGCCCCAUCAAUGCUGCAAACAUGGCUUUACUUGAUACGAAUCAUGAUGGGAAUAUCAACUCUCGUGAUGACCCUUAUACUCCAUAUUGGCCAGGCACACAAUAUGUUGACUGGAUUGGGACAUCAAUGUAUUAUCAUGGUCCUUAUCUCGACUCUUCUGCCAUGUACGGCAUCAACAGCAUCCCUCCUCAAAACUACUUUGAUGGCCUUAUGAACACUGCGAACUUUCCAUUCUAUAAUUUUGUUGCCUCCAUGGGAAAGCCGCUCUCUCUUUCCGAAUGGGGCAUACCAUUCUACAUUGCGCUGACACCUGAUGGGCCCUCUGGGCAGUCAAUACCGGUAGCUGUUGGUCCGGGCCAAGUUGCCAUGAAGAGAGCGUGGUGGACACAAUCAAUGACCAAUAAGACAAUCUACGCAAAGUAUCCCUUGAUUAAGAUGUGGGGGCUUUUUGAGUUCAUCAAGGACGAAACUGGCUCAUUCCGUGACUUCCAAUUCCUGAAUACAACAACCCUGAAUGGAAGCAUCACAAACGCAUUUUUGAGUGACUUGCAAACCUCUGGUAUCAAUUUUAUAUGGGCUAACGACACCUCCGUCUCACCAAACUCAACAAACACUACUAUUACUGGAAAUACAACAACCGCUGCUGCAACACCUGCGGCCUCCUCUCCUCCUUCCAACACUGUUUUGGCUUCUAUUGGAUAUGUUCUGCUUCCUCAUAAAACUUUUUGGCUGUUGCUAUUUGCAUGGUGGAAUGUUUUCUUCCUCUUGUGA